UUUUAAUAAGUUCAAUUUAUCUAAUUCGGUUAGAUUUUGAAAGGUCAAAACUAAGGGAAACGCAAAGGGAAGUUGCUCUACUGCUCUGGAACGACGAACCGAUGAAGCCACGAAGGACUGACGGAGGACGAACGUCGACCGACCGCUGCCACGGCGCCACCCAGAGCCAUCCCGCCACAGGCCUACCGCGCCCUGCCUCCGCGCCUCCACAGCUCCACUAGUCCGGGUCUCCAUUUUCUCAAGACCGGCCCUGGAUUAUCUCAUGCGCUCAUUAAAUCGGAAUGCCUACAAAUUGUUCGUAGUAUUUUCCCAAAGAAACUUCUCAACCAGAACCUCAAUAUACAAUGUAACUCGAAAUUUGCAUUACCAAGGCCGAGUCAGUCUCCUGUCUGGAAAUGAACACAGUGAUGUGGUGUCAUGGACAUCGACGAUCUCAGACUUCGUAAAGAAGAACCAGCCGGAAAAGGCCAUUGAUCUUUUUAAAAGAAUGCUUAUGAGCAAUCAAAAGCCAAACUAUGUUACAGUUCUCAGCUCCAUUCAAGCAUCUUCAUGUAUGGGUUCAGAAAUGUUGGUGAUGGAAAUUCACUGUUUCGCAAUAAAAAUGGGAUUUGAAUUUGAAACACCUAUUAUUACAGCACUUCUUGGUUUUUAUUCUGUUUGGGAUAUGGAAUCUGCAUCUAAGUUGUUUCUACUGGCACCUGACAAAGAUGUUAUUCUGUGGAGUGCAACUAUUUCUGCUUUUGUGAAGGUUGGAGAGUAUAUUAAGGCCAUUGACCUUUUUAAAGAAAUGCAGUUGUGUGGGGUUGAACCAAACUAUGUUAGCAUUUUGAGCAUCUUACCUGCUUGUGUGAACCUUUGUGCUUCGAGAAUUGGGCGAGAACUACAUGGGUUUUCCAUCAAAAAGUCAUUUAUCUCUCAUCUAAAUAUUCAGAAUUCACUUCUGGAUAUGUAUAGUAAAUUUGGGAGCAUAAAGGAGUCAAUUAGUAUUUUCCAAAAUAUAGAAAGGAAGGAUCUUGUUUCUUGGAAGAGUAUCAUUCAUGGGUGCAUUAGUAAUGACUGCCCAAGAGUAGCCUUGAGUUUUUUCUAUGAGAUGCAGUUUUGUUGCUUCCCAAUGGAUGAGAGCAUAAUAAGAGAGGUAAUUGGAAUGUAUUCCACAUUGGAUGAGACAAAGACUGGACAAGAAAUCCAUAGCUUUGCACUAAAAUUAGGAUUUUUGGAAUUUGUUUCUGUUGUGACCGCCCUUCUCCAAAUGUAUGGUAACUUCGGUAACAUUGGAGCUGCAAGGAGUUUAUUUGAUUCACUUGGCGAAAAAGAUAUCAUUGCUUGGAGUGCAAUGAUCUCAGCAUAUGCCCAAAGUGAGGAACCCAUUAAUGCUCUAGCUAUACUUAGAUGGAUGCAAUGGGAAAACAGGAAACCUAACGAAUUUUCUUUUGUUAGUUUACUGCAUGCUUGUUCUUCAAUGGAAGCACAAGAUUUUGGAGAAGCUAUACAUGCACAGGUUAUAAAAUUUGGUUAUACAUGCAAUGCAUUUUUGGCAUCUGCAUUGAUUUUUAUGUAUUGUAAAUUUGGAAGAAUACAACAAGGGAAAUCUUCUUUUGAUGAAAACUCUAACAAAGAUCUCGUAUGUUGGAGUUCAAUGAUUAACGGAUAUGGGAUCAAUGGCCUUGGGAGUGAGGCUCUUGAGUGUUUCUUGGAGAUGUUGUCAUAUGGGAUAAAACCAAAUGAUGUUGUUUUCGUAUCAGUUCUCUCUGCUUGUAGCCAUUGUGGCCUAGAAUACGAGGGAUGGAACUGGUUCCAUGCGAUGCAAGAGAAGUAUGAUAUUACACCAAAACUUGCACACUAUGCUUGUAUGGUGGAUAUGCUGAGUCGUCAAGGGAAUGUAGAACAAGCUCUUGAAUUUGUGAAUAACAUGCCCAUCAUGCCAGAUAAGCGGAUAUGGGGAGCUCUUCUUGCUGGAUGUAGAAAAACUCAAGGGGCAAGUGAAAUACACGAAUUAGUUGCUAAACAGCUUAUUUCUUUGGACCCAAAAAAUGCCAGCUAUUAUGUCAUUCUAUCAAAUUUAUAUGCCGAUCAGGGCAGAUGGGAUGAGGUAGAGAAGUUGAGACAACUGAUGGGUGAAAGUAAGCAAAAGAAAUGGAUGGGUUGUAGUGUCAUUGAACUCAAUGCAUAAGCAUGGGAUUUGAAUAUAGCUAAUAAUUAGCAUCAUCCAUUUUCUCAAAUUCAUGUGAUCCUAAGCUAUAAGUUAUAGCCCAAGGUCUUUCACAUGAAUUUGGUUCUGAGGUGUCAGAAGGUGAGUUUUGCUUGUCAGUGUUGCCCCCCUGUUUGUGAUAUUCUGGAGUGAAUUAGAGAAAUGCUUACAAAAUUUAAAAGUGCCACAUUUAUGUUAAUGACAGUGAUGAUUUAUGUGCCCUUACCCCACCGUAGGUGGGAGCCUUUGUAGCACUGGGGUAAUGAUGAUAAUAAUGAUGAUGACAGUGAUGAUCUAUGUAAAAGGCCUGCAGGUUUGGCUUACAGAAAAAUUCAAAUCUGGGUUGAAACCGACUCUUAUUAUCCCUGGUUGAUAACUGUAGAGGAUAAAUCAUAAAUGGGUAGGGGGUUUGCAGAAAAUUAGAAGAAAGCUUAACAAGAUGUGGUUACUUUUUCUGACGUCUUGAGGGAGAAAAUAUGCUGCUGAUACAUUGGCUGAUUUAAGACAUUUUCAUUUGCAAAUGGCUAUUCUGAUAGGGAAAUGUUAUGGCCAAAUUCUGGGGCCACAGAUAUCGCAGGCACGGUUUGGGUCAAAGGGGUGAUCAACCCAGAGAAAUUUAGCCCAAUGAAACCACCAAAAGUGGCAAAAGGUUGGCGAAAUUGAACGAACUAGCUGGAUUUGCUCGUGAUCAAGAAAUUGAUCCUUUUGAGUAUUCAAUCUACUUUCAUAUAGUUGGCCCUACAAAUUAGGCAUCUUCUUGGGCAGGUUUCAGAAAAUUUGUGUUGGAUGUAGACUGGAGAGGGACAAUCCAGUGAUCCACCAAAUGCAAUAUCCUUCUGCACCCAUGGAACCAACCUCUUUAGCAGCUGCUGUACCAGGGUGUACCAGGUUGGUACAUGGAAGCUAUCUUUUCUCACAAACUUGAGAAUAUAACCGUUGGUACAUGGAAGCUGCUUUUUUAAUUCUUGCUUUCUGGAAACACAGUUGCAACAAGGAAUAUAUGAUUUGAGUAUUGUGGGGGCUUUAUAAACAGUUUGAAUCAAGUGGAGAUGCUUGAAUGAGUCCUGGCCUGACGUGUGUAGAAGUAAUGUUACUUCAUCGGUUAGGCCGUGAUCGGCACACAUGGAUCAAGAGUCUGCACAAGAGUACAUAAUACUACUGUUUUGUUUUAAAAGAAACAAAUUUUGUGGUGUAGUCAUCGAAUUUUGGUGUGGUAUAACUUAAUUCUUGUAAUUAUCAUUUUGAUUUUGUGCCAAUGAAAUAUUGGAUUGUAGAAAUGAAUUGUUUCUUAUCUUUUAAAUAAG
Cuscuta europaea is the source of this 3492-nucleotide messenger RNA. Lineage: Eukaryota; Viridiplantae; Streptophyta; Magnoliopsida; Solanales; Convolvulaceae. The record is from the annotation of a GenBank genome assembly.